Molecule: messenger RNA, 4413 nt
Organism: Ictalurus punctatus (channel catfish)
Lineage: Eukaryota; Metazoa; Chordata; Actinopteri; Siluriformes; Ictaluridae
Product: transmembrane protein 132D
Exons: 9
Coding region: 1-3258 (1085 amino acids)
Source: RefSeq, a predicted model, not a curated record
AUGACAGAAAGAGCAAAGGUGGAGGAGCUAUCAGAAGACCUAAGAAACUCUUCACCAGAACUGACCUACCAGAUCAUCAAUGCAGAUCAUUUCUUUCUGAAAGACACCAGUCAGGCCUUGAUGACAAACUUUACCCAACAGUCACAGAAACAACCCUUCAUCAUCACUGGGCUCACUGGGAAGCCUACCAUCAAGAUCAGUUUUGGGCCUAUAUCUGUAGAACAGGCUAUCCCUCUAGAAUUGAUUAACACUGGUCCCAGGGUCAGAGCUUUCAUACUGGCUCGUCAGGUGCGUUCUGCAUCCCCCAUUAUACAAUUGUUGUUUUAUGCAACAAACAAGAUAGAUGACAUGAUGGAUUUGCCAGGUCAAGUCAGUCCAGGGCAGAGUGACAAGGGGUACAUAUGUGUUACAGCACACGCCUUCUGGAAAUCUCAAGAGAUCAGAGGUACCUGCUCCAUUUCUGAAAAUGGAGGCUUCUGUUUAGCCCAGUUAAGGCCUGAGCCAACGUGGUUCAGCCCAAGGAGCGCCAGAUCCAGCAAGGAGCACAGAGCUUCUUCACAAGGGACUGUUGUGGAGCUUUACUAUCAGACCACACCCAGUCCCACCAACCAGUGUAUCCCUCAAGACAGCAAGCAGUGGCAUAGUCCAACUCAGGAGGAGAUCAGUGGACAGCAAUCUGGAUCCAUCCUGAAGAAAGUUGGCUACAUAAAUCUCUUGCGAUCACCUCCAGGGAACCCUAUGUUCAUGCGCCUGCGUCUGGGUGGUGCUGUGAUCAUCCAGACCUCUUCUAAACCUCUGAAGACCACAGACACAGCCACAUUCUAUGUCUUUUUGUCCAGUACUUCCCAGGUAGAUCGUUUCAUUCUCAGAGCCACAGUACAUAGAGGCUUGUCUUUCAGUACCGCGAGACCCAGUGAUACUCAGCUAUGGGACAUCACCUUGGAUCCUGGAAAACCAGACAAGACCCAAAUUGUGUUUGUGACCUGUCAAAGGAAGAGCACCAUCACUGCAAAAAGGGGACUGCUGGAGGUCCUGCAGCUGGACUUUGACGCACGUGAGCAGGAUGACCCGGCACAGAUCCAGACAAUCACGUGGCGUCUGGAACGGCCUGGAAAUCCGAUCAGGGAUGAAGGAACGAUGAGGAUUUACAUGCUGCAGAGAGACUAUGUGGGCAUUGCACCACUUAUUAUGAACUCGAACCUCCUCAACACGGCGGUGCUGAAUGGUAAGAUGGUGUCCGUGCCGGUGAAGGUGUUGGGAGUGGAGACAGACGGCUCCAUCAGUGACAUUACAAACUCAACUCGCUGCUCAUCCACAGACCAAGACACUCUUAAGGUGUCUGAGAGCUGCGACUAUGUGUAUGUGAACGGGAAAGAGACAAGAGGGAGGAUGAGGAUGAUGCUGAACUUCACUUACAGCUACCUGAGCGCCCAGCUGGAGGUGAGUGUGUGGAUGCCCCGCCUCCCACUGCAGAUCAACAUGGCCGACCCCAAGCUCAGCCAAAUCAAGGGAUGGAGGGUCCCCGUCUCCGGAGGCAACCAUAGACUGAGUUGGGACAGUGAGGAGGAUAAUGAGAAGAAAGGCAGAGGCUGCACGGUGCAGUAUCAACACAGCCAGAUCCAAGUACUCACAGCCUUCAUGACAGAGGUGUCGGACUCAAGUGCUUCCUCUCCUAUGCACUUCCUGGGUCCUGAGUGGCUGGUGGAUGUGACUCGGCUGGUCCGCUACUCUCUGAAGGUUGUGGACACAAGCAUCGCUCAGCUGCACAGAGAAACCGUGCUCAGUGGCAGAGCUCCUGGAGUCACCACUGUCCAGGUGAUGUCCCCCCUGUCUGACUUGGUCCUGGGGGAGAGGACUGUGCAAGUGCUAGAUGAUAAAGUGAGCAUCACAGAUCUCAGCGUGCAGCUGGUGUCAGGUCUCUCACUGUCACUGCAGCUCAGUCCGGGCAGCAACCGGGCCAUCGCAGCCAUAGCCACCACUCAGGACACCAUGCACAACCCCAAACAGGAGGCAGUGGUUGCAUGUUGGCUGCACUUCAGUGACGGCUCACAGGCUCAUCUCAACUUGUUUGAUCCCAGCAGCUACAAGCUCAUAGUCUCCUCGCUGGAUAACAGGGUGGUGUCCAUAAGAAAAGUCCCAGGCCCUGUCAUGGUGGCCGAGUCAGAGGGAUGGGGCUUGCUGUUCAGAGCUGAGCUUGCCAUCUGUGAAGCCUGUCAGAAGUCCAAACGCAAGAGUAAGCUCGCUGUUGUUGCCGGCAACGUGAGGGUCAAAUUCCUUUCGUCUGAGCAUAAAAGGACACAAACUGAAGCCAAACUGACCCCCUUUCAAGGUCUACUCUGGAGGGACUCAACUACUGGCAUGCAAGAGAACACCACAAGAGAUAUCUCUACAACAUCAGCCAAGUCCAGGCUGCAAGAGGCAAUGGGAGGGGCUCUCUCCACCAUCAGGGUGAUCAACAGCAUCAAGGGUAUGAUUGCUACAAAGCCUGACACUGAAAAAUUUCUUACUACAGUCAAUCCAGCUAAAGUUUUGAUUAACAUCUCAGACUUCCCAUCCCAUCCCAAACAGGAAGUGCCUAUACAUGAGCAAGAUUUGGUGUGGACAUUUGGUAUCUUUACACAUGUUGAGGUCUGCAUCUACUUGUUAUUGGGACUCUCCUGCUUGGCGAUCAUCAUCUUCUUGAUUAACUGUGGCACACAGAAUGCUAGAUCGCGUGGUAGGAAUUCGUUCAUGCAGUGCCAAGGCCCUGAUGAGCACAGGCAUCACUGGGUGCGCCUGGGCAUGGCUGUGGAACAAUCCAGUGAUGUACCAAUCACCACUACAAGCAACCAGAAGCAAAAGGUGCCAAGUAUAGAAGUGGAAGGACCAAGCCCUGCUAUGGAGAACCCCACAGAAAAGACUGCAACCCUGGGGAGAAGGUGCAGCACUCUGCCUCUGAAAACCAACCCUACUUUGCUACUCAAAUCAGCCGGUCCACUGGCAAAGCCAGCACGGAAUGAACCACUUCACUCCCCGACCAGCAAGAGGAACCAGGUCCAGUUCACGACCUUCACCACUCUCGACAUCAAGCACUUAGCAGCGCUCAAGAGGAACUGGUUGGAUUUUAGCUGGACCAACCAAGGAGCAAAUCAAGCAACUAAUCAGGGAGAUCCGUUCAGUGUGAAUGGGGCAGCCAGUCAAUGUGUAGAGCGUCCUGAGACUGAAGGUCUUUCUGAAAUUCCAUGGCCAGUGGUAAAACCAGUGGAACAGGGGAAAUGAGCAUAUAUGUGUGCAUAUAUUUCUCUACAAUCAGAACUUAUUUAAAAAAUUCAAAGAAUCAGAGUUGGGUGUAACGCAUUACUGUAAUCUAAUGAGUUUUUCUGAUAACACAGUAAUGUAAUGCAUUACAUUUUAACUUUAUGUAAUUUGAUUAGUCAACAAAAUUACGUUACUUGUGUUACAAAUUUAUUGUUAAGAAAACAAUAUUAAGUAAAAUAAAUCACGUUUUGCCCCGAAGAUUUUAUUCUUUAGCCCCGAUUAAUUCUUCACUUUGUCACUAUGUAACUGACGUAAAAGAAUAAAAGCCUGUAAUUUUAUAUCUUCAGUGAACGGAGGCGAGACCAAUCAGACCGGGUUUACAGGAAAAUACUUGGAAACACUCAUGUCUUAUUGGCUGACAGUCUCUCGAUUCCGCCAAACGCUAGCUCACAGUCAGUGUGAGGAAAAAUGUAUAUAUGGUGAUUUUUUAUUUAGUUAUUUAUUUUUAAACCAGUAAAGGGGAAACUGAAACACUAACAUCCUCUGAUGCUCAGCAGGAAAACAGGUGUUUACAUGUCUAUAUGAGUUCCAGUUUACGUGAACAUGAUAUGAGCAGAGCAUAAGGAAGAUAAUGCACUUUGCAACCCAUUCAAUAAUAGCUAAGCUGUGCCUCCCCUUGGCAAGCAACACCAAACUAGCCUAAUUAGAAACGUUUUAUAUUUUAUUGGUCUGGUAGUCCUACAAACACCUGAGGCAUGUUUGAUGAUAAAUCCAACUUUUUCUGAUCAUGUCAUACAUUGAUGCACACUAAAAGUACUGAAUGAACUAUGAGUUUCACUUUGUAGUGUAUUUUUGUAGGUUUGAUUUGUAGGUUUUGAAAGUAGGUUGAAAGUAAAGUAAUUAGUAAUCUGAUUUCUUUUUACGUGCAGUAAUCAGUAACGUAAUCAGAUUACAAUUUUAAAGUAGUAAUUAGUAAUCUGUAGUGGAUUACUGUUUUUUUGACUAUCUUACCCAACAGUGGUUAUGAUAUUACACUGUUACAUUUAUGAUGACCUUUAUGCCAUUACAAUGUUACAUAUACUGUUACAUUUAUGCCGUUAAAACAUGACAUCAUUGCAUUUACUGUUAGUUCAAAAUAAGAAGACUACAGCCCCCAAACACUUCUUGGCUGAAGGA